Messenger RNA from Scylla paramamosain (green mud crab), 1758 nucleotides. RefSeq lists its product as uncharacterized. Bases 54 to 959 code for a protein of 301 amino acids. The record is from RefSeq and is a predicted model, not a curated record. The transcript has 2 exons. Lineage: Eukaryota; Metazoa; Arthropoda; Malacostraca; Decapoda; Portunidae.
UACGUACACACACACACACACACACACACACAAGUAGUAAUUCAGUGGAAGCGAUGGCGUGCGGGUGGAUAACAAUUGUGUUCCUUUCGUUGUAUCAAACAGGCUUCCUCCUCGCCAACUUGACUCCGAACUGCACUCCACAGGAAUUGAACGUGAAACCGGAAGAAAAUAGAGUAGUUCACCAAGAGAUUGUGUCUGGUGAUCACAACACCUCGACAACAUUGUUCAUGCAGUCCAGGCACGACUUCAAGGGAAUAAGUGUGUUAGUGAACAAUAAAGAUAUAACACCUACUUGGUUAUCACCGCAGUACUGCUUUCUGGAUGACACUGAAUGGGUGAAGAUAGGAGUAGGAGUGACAGAUAAGCAAAUUUCAGCCCCUUACGGCCACGUCACAGUGACAACUGACACUUGUAAAUGGGAGUGUGACAUAGCAACGAUAAGAGUACCGACGCGUCCUGUCAUUUUAACCCUUCUGGCUCAUGGCUCGUCCACCUGGCAACGAUUCCCCUCACCACAGUGCUACAACACAACAGACUCCGACUGGGGGUCCAAGACUGAUUUCAUUUGCACCCCCAAGGCCGACAGCAAACCAACAAUAAGAACGGGAUCUGUGUUUUUAGGACUACUGGUGAUAAUGGCAGUGGUGGUGGUGACGGUGGGUGUCUUCAAGACGGUGAUCCGUAGAGGCGACAAUAGCACGUGCCGCUCCAGCCCUCCAGAGCCCAGCACACACACACUUUCGGACACCACCAUACCCUACAAACAACGCCCAGCCUUUAUUCAACGACGUGUGGCAGCCCGUGAAUGCUGGACAACCAGCGACAUGGGGGCACCAGUUAUGGCAACGAGCCUUCCUGUCCACCCACUCGUAAGCCUCGGUGAAAGAAGAACCACUCCAAGAAACACCAAGGGCAUCACGUCACUCGACUUGGAUAUGCAUCACCUCGGCGGAAAGUAACAUGGCAACACCAGCGAAGAGGUGUUCCUUGAGCCACUCCCCAUCAGAAAGCAACAGUAGGCAGGAAGAGGAAUACAAAGGAAUACUACUUCUACCAAACAGCAACAAACCUUCAUGUCCUUACUAAGUUCUUUGGGUAACUAGCAUUUAGUAGGAGAGACAGGAUGGUGGAGGAAGGGAAGGAGGAGGAAGAGGAGGAGGAGGAGGAGAGGAACUGUUUCAUGGAAGGAGCAUCAAGACACCUCUGGAACUAAUUUAACCAACACUUUUAUAACAUUUCUAUUCUCCUCCCAGUUUUUCCUACUUAACACGCAGGAAUGCAGUAAUUGCAGUUGUUGUUGUUGUUCCUGCAGCAGAAGUACUGGUAGUGAAUGUGGAUGUCUAGUAUAAGAAAAGAAGCAAUAAUAGCAACAACAACAACAACAACAAAGCACCAAAUGCCAACUACAUUAUUAACUUUGUUUAGUUAAUAGAGUUUUAUUUGUAUUUUUCUUUUUAAUAUCCAUACUUGCCCUAUUAUUAGUAUUUCCAUUCAUCACAUGGUAGGCUGCUUACAGCUGUACCAGAGAUAAUCGAGUCUUCUGGAACAUUUUCACACAUUGAGAGCAUUAUGUCCAUGCUCUUUCUUGUAAGCAUUUUUUUUUAUUUUGAUUUGUUUUCUAUCUAGUGGGACUUCGUCUUUUUUUUUUCAGUGUAAUCACCAGCAAAACGUCCUUCAUUAAUUUGAUUUUAAUCGUCUUGUAGUACAGUGUGUGUGUGUGUGUGUGUGUGUGUGUGUGUGUGUGUGUGUGUGUGUGUG